AUGUCCACACAAGAACGGAAAUUGGAACUGGAACGAAAGAAGGCCAAACUGGCUGCACUACGGGAUAGUCGAAACAAACGGGAAAAAGUGCGCUCCGAUCUGUACAUGAACGGGUCCCCGAACUCCCUGUCCACGUCCGCAUCCGCUCAGGAUUUACGUGCAGAAGCCGAGGAGAUGUUGCGCAAUUUGGGCUUUAGCGUGGACACAAUCGGAUCCAAGCGGCAUCGUAAAUUGGCAAUGUGUCUCGUGAACGAGAUCAAUGUUGCACCCAAAAGUCCAAUUCAAUAUUCAAAACAAACUCAAACCAGAGAUGCCAAUAUCCUAUUGCCCCAUUCCGUCAGUCUUCAACACAGCGAAUCACCCCGUGAAAUUAUUGGAUCACCGAAAUUUAUCGCCCACCUUGAAUGGGACGAUGAGUUUUCUACCGGUUUGACGUUUGAUGAAACCUUACCGGAACCGUCAGAUCAGACCGAUAUGACGCUGCACCUGAAUCAGACUGGCGACAGCCAAAUCAGGCCAAAUGCAGCUGAGGAGAUACCGAAAGUGAUUGUCCUGGGCGAAGAGGAUCGAAAUCUGGUCAUGGCCACAUCUCGUUUCCAAUCGUUUUUCGAUCACGCCUCACGCAUAUGCGAACGUGCAUUGACCCAUGUGGAUGACAUCUUUAUUGACUAUACCGGUGCGGAUCAAGAUCGAAAUAGAUGUAAUAAACAAACCCCAGUUCAACGAACCUUGCUCUCCGCAACUGCUCAUACACAUCCGGUGAAAUCUGUGAUGGUCGUGGGCACACAGAAUGCACACAGUCUGAUCAGCAUCAGUUCGGACGGAAAACUUUGCUCGUGGAGUUUGGAAAUGCUCAGUCAGCCGAACCAAUACAUGGAAUUGAUGUAUCGACAAACACGAACUGUGGGAGCUUCGUGUAUGUGUUUCUUGCAUCACGAUGUGGAUCAUUUUCUGGUCGGAUCAGAGGAUGGCCGUGUUUAUACCGGUUCGCGACACGAAAACAAAGCCGGAGUGACUGAAUCGUUUGAGGGGCACCAAGCCUACGUGACCUCUGUAUCCGCGCAUACGACUGAGGGUCCCGUCGACUUUUCCCACCUAUUCCUAACUUCUUCGUUUGACUGGUCUGUGAAGCUGUGGUCGACCAAAGUCAAACAGCCGUUGUUAUCAUUCAACGAGGCAACUGAUUUUACUAUGGAUACNCCCGGCCGUGUUUGCCACUGUUGA
This is a messenger RNA of Echinostoma caproni, 1224 nucleotides long. Lineage: Eukaryota; Metazoa; Platyhelminthes; Trematoda; Plagiorchiida; Echinostomatidae. The record is from the annotation of a GenBank genome assembly.